GAUGUAGACAGAAAUUGGAUAGAGAGAUAACAGACCGUGGCAGCAGACAUUUCUACCACCACCACCAUAUUCCUUUCAUCUUUCCUUUUACAGAUUCUUUAUAGCUUAGUUUUAGUGUUUUUAUGAUAUGAACCAAAACUCUUUCUUUUCUUUUCUCUCAUUAUUAUUAAUUAAUUACUUUUGAGUACUGGCUAUCUCUUGAAAUUCUCCACAAGUUGCUUACAAGAACCAAAGUUAUUUUUGAUAUUUAUCAUAUUUUGAGAGUAUUAAAGUAGACCUUCUCUCAUAUUUUUUGUUGCUUUAUCUAUGUCUCUGUGGUGUUUCUGACUUGAUAACUAGAAUUAAUUACCUUUGGAGAAUCUUGUUUUGGCCCAUUGUUUCUUUUUUGAGCUUUGUUUUAGUAGCUUACUGGGUAAUGAUCAAAAUUCUUGCUCGAAUCUUGAGGAUUCUUUCUUUGGCUUUUUGCUGUUUCUUUAUCAAUUCAGCAUUCCUCUAAUUUGAAGAAGAUAGCAUCAAAUUGACUUUCACUUGUUUUACUCUAUCUAUAUUCCUCAUCAUCUGUAGUGGUGUUAGGUUCAGUGAAGUGCUUAUUAUUUGUUGGAUGAGUUUGAUCCAUGUAAUUGGGUUCGGUUUGAAAUUGGGGAACUUACUGUUGACUCUAUGUUGGUGGUUAGUGUCAUUGAUGUCCAUGAAUUGGUUAAAUAAUGGUAGCAAGAGUUUGGUUGGUGAUGGGGAGCAGAUAUUGAUGAAAUUGUGGGAAGGUAUAGCAGAGCUGAGUGCUAAGAUUUACCAUUGUUACCCUCGGUAUGUCGUAGGAAAAAAGUGGUGGAGGAAGCUUUUGAUAGCAUGGGUAUUAUUUUGGAUACUCGUAUCUUUUUCAGUAUUCUGGUACAUGAGCACUCAAGCUUUUGACAAGAGAAAAGAAACACUUGCUAGUAUGUGUGAUGAGAGGGCUCGGAUGUUACAGGAUCAGUUCAAUGUUAGUAUGAAUCAUGUGCAGGCCAUGUCCAUUCUCAUCUCUACUUUCCACCAUGCCAGGAACCCUUCUGCUAUUGAUCAGGGUACUUUUGCAAGAUAUACAGAAAGAACAGCGUUCGAGAGGCCUCUUACAAGUGGGGUGGCAUAUGCAGUAAGAGUGCUCCACUCAGAAAGAAAAGAGUUUGAGAAGCAACAAGGUUGGAGUAUUAGGAGAAUGGAUACACUUGAACAAACUCCAGUUCACAAAGAUGACGAGUAUGAUAGAGAUGGCCUGGAGCCAUCACCAGUUCAGGCGGAAUAUGCCCCUGUUAUUUUUGCACAGGAUACUAUUGCACAUGUAAUUUCUGUUGAUAUGCUCUCCGGAGAGGAAGAUCGCGAGAAUGUUUUACGUGCGAGGGCAUCAGGAAAGGGUGUUCUCACGGCUCCCUUCAGGCUACUUAAAACAAAUCGCCUUGGAGUGAUAAAGACAUUUGCAGUUUACAAAACCGAUCUUCCUUCUAAUGCAACUCCAAAUGAAAGGAUCCAAGCAACUGACGGGUAUCUUGGUGGAGUCCUUGACAUUGAGUCGCUUGUAGAGAAGCUUCUUCAGCAGCUUGCAAGCAAGCAAACUAUCCUUGUAAAUGUGUAUGAUACAACUAAUAUCUCCCACCCUAUUAGCAUGUAUGGUUCAAAUGUGUCAAGUGAUGGUGUGGAGCAUGUCAGUGCCCUCAACUUUGGGGAUCCAUUUAGAAGGCAUGAGAUGCGCUGCAGAUUCAAACAGAAACCACCAUGGCCUUGGCUAGGCAUCACAACUGCCACAGGAAUUCUUGUAAUUGCAUUGCUUAUUGGGCAAAUAUUUCAUGCAACAAUAAACAGAAUAGCCAAAGUUGAGGAUGAUUAUCAUGAGAUGAUGGUGCUAAAAAAGCGUGCUGAGGAUGCUGACGUUGCAAAAUCACAGUUUCUCGCUACUGUUUCCCACGAGAUCAGGACCCCCAUGAAUGGUGUUCUUGGCAUGCUUCAUAUGCUUAUGGACACCAAUCUAGAUGUGACACAACAAGAUUAUGUCAGUACAGCUCAGGCUAGCGGUAAAGCUUUAGUUUCACUAAUAAAUGAGGUUUUGGACCAAGCAAAGAUAGAAUCUGGUAAGCUUGAGCUUGAGGCCGUCUGUUUUGAUGUGAGAGCUACUCUGGAUGAGGUUCUCUCGCUCUUUUCGGGGAAAUCUCAAGAAAAAGGAGUUGAGUUGGCAGUUUACAUCUCUGAUAAGGUUCCCGAUGUGCUCAUUGGUGACCCUGGACGGUUUCGUCAGAUUAUCACAAACUUGAUGGGAAACUCUAUCAAAUUCACCGAGAAAGGUCAUAUAUUUGUGAUGGUCCAUCUUGUCGAGGAAGUGAUAGAGUCAUCUGAGGAGUUCAAGAUGGAAUCGUCGUUAAAGCACACUUUGAGUGGCUUGCCUGUAGCUGAUAAACGACAGAGCUGGAGAAAUUUUGUAGCUUUCAAUCAAGAAGGAUCCGCUUCUUUCACAUCUUCCUCGCUGGGCCAGAUCAAUCUGAUAGUUUCAGUAGAAGACACUGGUGUAGGAAUUCCUUUAGAAGCUCAAUCUCGUAUAUUCACCCCCUUCAUGCAGGUUGGUCCUUCUAUUGCUCGCAUCCAUGGGGGAACAGGUAUUGGACUUAGCAUAAGCAAAUGUUUGGUUCAACUUAUGAAGGGUGAAAUUGGAUUUGUAAGUUUGCCAAAAAUUGGAUCCACCUUUACUUUUACUGCUGUUUUCACCAAUGGCCGCUGUAAUUGGAAUGAGCAGAAAAGCAAACAAAUCAACAAUCCGUCAAACUCUGUUUCUUCGGAAUUCCAUGGCAUGAGAGCCUUAAUUGUUGACCCAAGAACUGUCCGUGCUAGGGUCUCACAGUAUCACAUGAAACGACUUGGAGUUCAUUCUGAAGUGGUUUCAGAUUUGAAUCACUGUUUGUCUUACUUAAGAACUGACAAUAGGGUCACAAAUAUGAUCCUCAUUGAACAGGAGGUCUGGGAUACUGAUUUGGGAAUGUCAAUUCUCUUUGUCAAAAACUUAAGAAAUAUCGAUGCUAAUGACCCUCCUAAACUAUUUAUAUUAGCUAAUGCUAUAAAUUCUAACCGAGUUGGUGUAGCCAAUGGUCUUUCUUCUCCAUUUGUCAUCAUGAAGCCACUAAGGGUGAGUAUGCUUGCUGCAUCGCUUCAACGUGCCAUGGGUGUUGGUAACAAAGGGAAUUGCACGAACGGAGAGCUCUCCGGUUCUUCUCUUUCCAAGCUACUUCAAGGGAGAAAAAUUUUGGUUGUGGAUGACAAUAAUGUGAACCUUAGAGUAGCUGCUGCUGCGCUGAAGAAGUAUGGUGCUGAUGUUGUCUGCACAGACAGUGGAAAAAAGGCAAUCACUUUCUUAAAACCACCUCAUCAGUUUGAUGCAUGUUUCAUGGAUAUUCAGAUGCCAGAAAUGGAUGGGUUUGAAGCUACAAAGAGAAUCCGCGACAUGGAAUCUGAUAUCAAUAGCUGUAUCCAACUCGGACAACUUCCUGUUGAAGCUUAUGGAAAUGCUUCAAGCUGGAAAGUGCCCAUUUUGGCCAUGACUGCUGACGUGAUUCAAGCUACAAACGAACAGUGUCAGAAAUGUGGAAUGGAUGGUUAUGUGUCGAAGCCAUUUGAGGCCGAGCAACUUUAUCAAGAAGUGUCGCGCUUUUUUCACGUCAAACCAAAUCAGAAUAGCUGAAGAUCAGUAGAAAUGCCAUUUUCUUCAUGGUGCCCAAACUUGAUUACUACUGCAAGUUAAGAGUGCGAAUCUCCGAAACUUAACAGACAAAGUACAUAAAACUUCAAGGAUUGCUUUUGGAUUCUUUGUUGGGGUCUGAUCUGACAUCUUACAAGCUUGAGGAGCAGAGGAGUUGAAUGUAACCACUUGAACUUCUGCUUCUCUCAUCAAGGAAAAACCUUUCUUAAAGAGUUGUCAAUCCUUUUGAUGGCUAGUCUCUUGAGGAAUGGAUGAUGCUUGUACCAUAGAGAGUGAUCUAGUUGAUUUAGGAACAAACAUUGUUUGUCAGCAGAAACACGUUUCAUGUGUAUAUUCUCAAAUCCUAUAGGGCACAUAGGAAAGUAGUCAUAAUAGGUAAAAGGUUAGUUCAGUCAUAGUUGGCAUAAACAUAGGGACAUCAAACAGUUGAAUUGCUUCUUUUCCCUUUGUGUAUAGUACAAAGAACAUGUUUUUGAUGUAGGACAUUUUGAUAUCAAGUAUAAAGUAAGCAUUCAAAUGUUGCUUCUGCA
Molecule: messenger RNA, 4242 nt
Organism: Nicotiana attenuata
Lineage: Eukaryota; Viridiplantae; Streptophyta; Magnoliopsida; Solanales; Solanaceae
Product: histidine kinase 3
Exons: 10
Coding region: 602-3694 (1030 amino acids)
Biological process (GO): phosphorylation; phosphorelay signal transduction system
Molecular function (GO): phosphorelay sensor kinase activity
Source: RefSeq, a predicted model, not a curated record